Paramecium tetraurelia is the source of this 2865-nucleotide messenger RNA. RefSeq lists its product as uncharacterized. Gene Ontology annotation, biological process: potassium ion transmembrane transport; regulation of membrane potential. Gene Ontology annotation, molecular function: voltage-gated potassium channel activity. NCBI's taxonomy places the organism in Eukaryota, Ciliophora, Oligohymenophorea, Peniculida, Parameciidae. The transcript has 4 exons. Gene Ontology annotation, cellular component: membrane. The record is from RefSeq and is a predicted model, not a curated record.
AUGUCCUAAUUAUUGGAUUCAGUUUUAAGGCAAUAAAAACAGAGGAAGUAAGUGUUUCUUUAUAUUAAGAGUCAAACAGUCAAAGGAAUUUUGAAAUUUCGCUAAGACUUUACAAUACCACACUGUGAUAACAACAGCGAAGACGCAUCCUUUGAGCCGAACCUGUGUUCAAAUAGAAAAAUCGAAUUAUAAUUGCCAGAAAAAUAGUCCUUUAAAGCUGACUGCUUGAGUCCAGAUCCAGAUCAAGACGAAGAAAGCAGAAGCAUGCUUCAUGUAGAAACAAAAUAAAAAGUGAAUCUCUGGGUUCAUGGUGGAUUAAGAAUCAUGUUCUACAUUACCAAAUUUAGUAAGCAAAUGAAAACCUACUCCACUGAAGUAAAGUUUAAGUCAUUAACAAACUAAAUUGUCUCGUUAAUCUCUGAUGCAGCUAGCGACUCAGAUAUAUUACUCCAUAAAUUAAAUAAAGUCGAAUAAGUGAUGAAAUCAUUUACGUGGCUUAUAAAUCAAAUACCUGUGCUUGAUCCAGACUCUAUCAUAAAAGUGCUUUGGGAUAUUUUUGUUUUAACCCAAAUUAUCAUCAAUAUCUUUUACAUUCCAAUGAAAUUGGGAUUUGACUUUGAAAGAGAAGAUAUAUUGUCUGGGAUAUUUUUAGAAACUUUGCCUUCUUGGACAUUUGUAAUUGAUAUAAUUUUGACAUUCUUCACAGCGUAUUAUAGUUAAGGACAAAUUCAUAGAGAUAAAUAAUAAAUUCUUAAACAUUAUGCCAACACGACAUUGUUAUGGGAUUUGAUGAUUGUUAUACCAUUUAUCUUAUCCUCUUAUAAUGUGCCUUAUACUGAAUACAUAUUAUUGCUAAGAGUAACAAAAGUUAAGUCUAUGAUUGAAGCAAUUGAAGAAGUCACAAAUCCAUCUAAUAAUGUGUAAACAAUUUUAGAGUUAUUCAAAUCCAUCUUCUUAGUUUUAUUUGUAUCUCAUUUUUGUGCCUGUUUGUGGAAUCUGAUAGGAGAAAUGGAAUUAGAGUCAAAAUAAAAUUCUUGGUUGAUUGCUAAAAACAUUACUGAAGCAGAAUGGUCCACUAAAUAUAUUCAUGCCUUUUAUUUUAGUACAAUCACAACCUUAACAAUUGGUUACGGGGACAUAGUUCCUCAGACAGAUCUUGAAAGAAUUUAUGUUAUAAUAAUGGCGAUGGUUAUUUGUGGAUUGUUUGGAUAUACUAUAUCUAGCAUUGGAAAUAUAUUAAAAUAGCUUACUGAAAAGGAAGAAUUAUUCAAAUAAUAAAUGAUGCAUAUCAAUAGCUUCUUAAAGAAAAAGAAAAUUAAUAAAUAAUUAAUGUUACAAGUGAGGAAGUAUUUCGAAUAUUUUCUGAAAAUGGAAUAAGAAUAUAAUGAAUUUGGUGAAAAAAUGAUGCUCAAUCUAGAUAAGAAAUUAAAAGAAUAAGUUGCAAUAGACAUGUAUUGUGAAAUGUUAAAGAAGUCAAGACUCAUCAAAUAAACUUUAUCUCUAAAAAGUGUAUAAAAAUUAUGUUCUUUUGUCCAUGAAUUGAAAGUGCCACCUGAGGAGAUUAUUGCGUAUUAAAAUGAAUAAGCUAACAAAUUAAUUUUCCUCUAAAGCGGAGAGUUAAGCUUGAUUUGUGAUUAAAAAUUGAGAGAAACCAUUUUGAGUAAAAUAGAGAAAGGCAGAUUUGUUGGAGAGAAAGAAUUCAUUACAUAAGCUCGAUAUGAAUAUACAAUUAGAUCAGUUAAAUUUUGUCAAAUUGCCUUUAUACAUUAUGAUGAUUUCUUAAGAAUCAUUAGAGAAGAUUCACUGGAAGAAGAAAAUUAUUGCAUGCUCAGAGAUUAGAUGUUGUUUACAGAAGAAAAAUAGAACUAUGGUGAAGUUUGUUAUAUAUGUAAAUGGACACAUUAAUUUAAAAAAUGUCCCUUAGUUUUUGUUCAUUUCAAUUUAGAUAGAAUAAGAAAAAAGUUUAUGAUAUCAGAAGACAUGAAUAGAAAAUAAUAUGAAAGAACCUUUGCAAAAAAAUUGUUUUAAAGAAACAUCAUACGAGAACAUGCUCUGGCAUUAAUUGUGAAUGAUAAUAUGAUUUAAAUAGAUGAUUUAACUGAUUAGUAUUUGGAUACAUUAGGUUUCAAUAUGGAUGAUGAUGAAAAUGAAAGGAUUAUUAAAACCAUUAAGAGUCAAAAAUCUACUAAAUCUUUACAUAAAGGACUUACAGGCUUUGAAUAAUUUAGUAGUGACUCCUCAGAAAGUGAUCAUGAUUCAGAAAUCUAAUUAAAUAAAACUAAAACCCCAAAAUCAUCUAGAUAUAAUCAUUUAUAAAGUAUAGAUCAAAAGAAGGUCAAAUUUUAAGAGAUCUCUGAACCUGAACCUAAAGUCUUAAGAGCAUAAAAUUCAUUCAAAAGAAAGGCAGAUAACAGACACAAAACCUUUUAAAGAUUAACCAGAAUAUCAAACAAUAGAUUUACUAAUAUCUCUUAAAUUUCUCAAGAAUAAAAUUAUUAAAAUCAACCCAUUUCUGUCUAAAAUUCCAGUGUUCCAAAAUUACGCAAGAAUAAUUCAAAUUCAUAUUCUAAUAUGGAUUUAGAAUUACAAGCUAAAACCUAAUCAAAAUUGGAGGUUGUUGGCAGUAAUAUGAUUAAUUAAUUGGAUGAGGUAGUCAGUUCUAAGUAAGGUGAUAACCAAUAUCAAAGAAUUGAUUUUGAAUUAGACAGGUAUUUCAUAACUACUUAUUACUUUACCAAUUCCAAUCUCGAUAAGAUUUUAUAAAAACUUAAAAAACCAAAAAAAUCAUUCAGAUCAGAUCAUAUUCAGAGUAUUAUUAGAAAAUCAAAGAUAAAACCCAGCCUCUAUAGUCCUGCAUAAAAGUGA